AGAACGCAGUAACAGUAUCAAAGUCGCCAACAUGUUUUCACCAAGCCUUUUCGUCAAACAAUAGAAAAGCUGCAGCGUUGUGGAAUAAUAUUUAAGACUUGCUUGAGCUUGGAAAUAAGAUGCACGUUAUUUCCCCACCCGCCAAGGACUAGUUCAUCUGGAUUUGCUAUUGAGCUCAUCAUCUACUUUAUUCUUCGACGAUAACUCAUACCUUGAAGCACAAGCAGGAUGAAAGUGUUGACGCUGCAGUUUCUGAGCCUCGGCGGAGACGAGCAGUUUCUCCGUGUACCAGCGCCCCAGCUCAAGAAAUUUAUCAAGUAUAGCAGAACACACACUACCACGGGGGAACCAAUUGUUGGCGUCACCGUCGAUAAUUUUAAAGCACUUCUUCUUCUGUAUUUCCUCGGUCGCGUGGCUCCGGCAUCAAUGCUGCAGGUUUGGAGACUUCCAGCGGAAGAAGAGAACAACGUAAGCGACAGCGAGUGCGAGCGCUCUCCUUUCACCUCUCCUGCUCUUAGCAGGAACCGGGACUCUUCAUCUUGUGCUAGCAGUCAUAAGCCUAUGUGUAGGUCUGAUUUUACGCCGCAUCGUCGUACUUCGCCCAAUGGUAGUCCCGGCCCGAUUGGAUCGGGCGGCCAAAGGACGCCGAAGAGGGAAGUCGGGACGUUUUCUAACAAUGUGGGAAACAGAAAUAAUCCGACUUUAGCCUACUCGGGUAUGCGAGACGACGUUGUUGACAACUCACCAUGUUCCCCAGGACCUUCUCCGAUUGAAGAACUUUUAGAAGAUAUUCAACAAGAAAACAUUGUAGGUGUAACUUUUUUGGCGGAACAGCCCUACUCUACAAAUCUGUCUGGCAUGACUGCAAAAACCUGUCACGCGCAGCCUGUACUUGAAACACGCAGCAUGAAUGGAGUUUGCAAUGCAUGACCAGCAUGAAGACAGACGUAUAUCAUCUUGCAUGUUGCAGUUGCGCAUCACAAAGUUAAAGCUACAAUCUUUUUUGGUUGGAUAGGAGACGGCACGGAAGUGAUUGAGUUUUUUGUCACGGAAAGCGAAACAAAUGAUCAACCGUUUUUGAACCUCGAGAUGACAGACCCUCCUGCCAGUGAUUACCACGACAUGACGACGACCAGCUCGAGUGCUCGUGCACCGCAGCCGCAGACAGCCCUGCCUCUCACGGCGAAUGGAGCCACGUCCAACAGUGCUGCAAGUUCGUCUGGUCUCCGGGAUGCCAUCGAAGACAUAGACAUAAAAUUCUUCGAGGAACUGGUGAAAAUGAUCAGGCACAACACCGACGGCGGUAGCCCCGUCUCCGCGGAUGAUGAAACGCCAACUACAGAUGCGGUUUGCACAAUCCGCGUGACGACCAAACACGUGGCCUUCCCGAUCAAGUGGCCGGGGAAGGCGAGGAACAGUGACCGCCACGAUGAGGGGUCGGCGAAUCAGGAAGGAGAGGAUGCUGGGCACCUCGAUCCUUCCGACGGCGUUGGUUCCCUGUUGCCGGCCAUGGAGCGACUGCCGGAAUGGUUGUUUUUGGAAGAAUAUCGAGACCAUCCUCUGUACAGCGUAGAGUCCGACACCCCGAAACUUGGCUACUGCUUUCUGUGCGUCAAUAACAGCACGGGCGAUUUUGAUGCAGAGAGCUUUGCUUGGUACACGGCGAAUUUCAUCCGCUUGCGUGAAGGCCAAGGCCAUUCUUGCGUAUACUAUGGCUUUGAAGACCAGGACAUCUUCGACGCCGUCGAAGCGAUUUUCCGCGUCGUUUGCCAUUGUCCGCGGCCGCGCUUGCAGGACGAUGCUGCUCGCAUCCAGCCAAACAUGCGCUGCGAAAAAUUAGUGGCAGCACAUCAGGGUACUCGUGGUGAGAUUGAUCCAGAGGCACUCUUGAUCAUGGAAGGAAAAUGGCACUUCCUAAUGCAGCAACUUCUAGGUUACAACACGACGCAGUUGUCUGGGCUCCUCGACCAUCCCUAUCGCUACCGCAGUGUGCAAUUUUGCGGGGAGCUAACCCGCGAGUUCAUCAGCGACUGCGGCGGACGGGUAGAGCAGAUGCUUGUGUUACAACCCGUGAGGCCCAUUACUGAGCGACCGAGCGGCUGCGUCGCAGAGAUCGAAAUGUUCCAUGACACCCUCGACAGUCUUCACCCACAUCCCAAAGGCAAUCUGGACUACGAGCCCGACGAGUAUUUCGAACGAAAACGACAUAGAGAUUUUCCGUUUGGAAAGGCGAUGAUUGAAAAAAUCAAAGAGGAAAUCGUAGCAGCCGCCACCACAAACGAGACGAAACGGGGAUGCUUAAACGCUGGGAAUUCAAGAACAAUUCAUCGCGGCGACAUUCAGUGUCAGUCUUCCGCUUCCAGUAGUCAAGCGACCAGCAAGCGUGAUGUCCAAGAGCACCGGCUCUUCGAAGGAAGCGAGACCGCUGGAAGUUCUACUCACCCCAAUCCUAGGUUCGGUGCCGGAAUAUCGUCAGAUAAAAUGUUGCAACAUGAUCAUCGUCGUCCUCUGAAAAAUGCCGGAGCAGGUGUGCGCGCGGGAAGAUGGAUAGCGAGGGCGUCCGGGAGGUACCGAGCGAAAAAUUCACGACCUCGGUCUGCUUGUGAAUUACUGUGGGUUCCCGAUGAUCGGCACUUUCUGUACCCGGUCAGUACGAAUCCACAUGAUGGUGGCGGGCUUCAUUUUGCUGAUAUGGCGCGUCGGGAUUGCCAAUAUUUUCUGCAGCAUAUCCAUGAUGAACACGAACACUGGACGGAGUCUUCCUUUGUCGAGCGUUUGCUUCCUGCGUUGCCUUUUCACGUUUUCACUCUCUACGCUCCAAAUGCAAAGCAGUAGAAAAAGUUUUAUUGAUGACUCCCGAUGUCGUGAAACUCGCAGAAGCACCUGUGCGUCUGAUGAGGAAGCAAAUCGAUAAAUCAGCAACACGUUGUGCGUGCAGCUGAAGUAGUAAAUGAAGAAGCUUCGUUCCAAAUGAAGAAAGAAAGACUUAGCUAACAGAUGGUCGUGCUUUCAUCUGGAUACGGCGAUGGUUCUUUUUUGCGGAGGAAGCUCUCAGCCAGAAGGCAUUUCCCUGGGUUGCGUUUCUUCAAAUCGCAAGAGAAAAACUCGAGCAAGCGAGGACGCGCGUACGAAACAACCCGCGAACAUUUACGCACUACGACUACGCUACGCGUUCCGAGCGCCAGAGCCAGAAGUGGGAAAAGAGUAACAUGAGGAGAAGCACCAGGUUCGGGUGGGAGAAGAUGCCGCUGGACGAGCAGGCGCAGGUGGAUCAUGAGUUCCGCUUUUGGAUAAACAGCGAGACCAAAUUUGUCCCGUUUGGUCUCGUGCCACGAAUUCUCGGCCAUGUCCCGAGGCGCAUUAGCAGCACUUGGUCCAGAAUGGACAUAAAUUAUUACAAGAACGAGUUCUGGCGACUCUCUCCGGACGAAAGCGCUGCUGCGUGGAGGUACCGUGACAACAUUCUGCUCGUGCCUGAAUAUCGGCAAGGCAUCUUCCUCGCAAGUGAGGAGCAGCAGCUGCAGUCUCCGGGACCAACCAACGAAGACGAUCCGCAUCACGCUGGAAACGAUGCUUCUGCGGCACCAUCGACAUCUUCGUCGGGGAGCGUUUUGGAGCGAACCGCUGCAGCAGCUGGACUGCCAGUUACACCACUAAAAGCUGGAAACGAGCUUGAGGCCCGAGUUCUUGUAAAAAUCAAUCCAGUUCUGGUCGCGCUGUUUGAUCUGAUUACGCAGCAGAACUACGAAGAAGAAGAUGGGAUCCGCCGGAACAAGGGCCUGCUGAAUUCGCGUUCGUCAAUCGAAAAACCGGAAUUCAAAACAAAAUCGUCUACUUCUUCGUUUCCACUAGUAAAAAACAGCUUAACUACGUCUACGACCGAUGGCGACAAGAGCGCACCGGACGCGUGUCAGGAAACAGCAGCGGAAGACUCAGAGAACUGUCAAGCAAAAACCAUGACGGCAUCCUUCUGGAUCCAAAAACACUCUCUGGACACUCGACGCUGCCGCGGUCUUGGAUCUCGACCACGUUUUCUUUCCGACUGUCGUCGGAAAAACUUUUUCGGAACGCACCGCGUACAAGGCUGAUAUCGUAAGGAGCCGUGCGUUUGAAGAGCUCUACGAUCAGUACACCAGCGUGAAGACGACCUGUCGUGAGACCGCGGGUGGAGACAGGAGUAUGCUUAUGGGGGUGUGCAAAUACUUCUGUGGUGCGAGACCACCGUCGCCCGGACGCAGGAGGCGUGAAAGUAAAGAUGAGGAGAACCGGACCCGCGGCAUCAACUCCCGCAACGCCCGCCGGUUUCUCUUCAUUUGGCGACACCACCUACAACUCCUGAAGACCGAAAAAUGGACGCUGGCAGACGUGGACUUUUCGACGCUUCUUGCGCACGGACGAUACAAGGACUGUCUGGCGAUGCUGGAGGCGGGGGACGAGGAGGAAAGGAAGUUGAAGGCAGCGCAAGCAAGACAAGCAGAGCAGCUGGCUUCCACCACAGCCUCGGAAAACGAGCAGCAGUAAGGCUAAGGAUUGAAGAAAUACCUUCUGUGCGCAACGGGUUCUGUUGCACCAGUCAGGAGCUUUUGCUUUUCUGUAUGAUGAAGGAUUUAAAUCGAUUGUAAGAUGAGAUAGAACUUGAAGAAGUAAUUAGAAGCUUGUUUUCGUCUUGCACCUUCCACUGCGAAGAUCAAGAGAUCAACUAUUGUAUUAAAAAAUCUGAAGAGGAUGUCAAUUGAAGCACGACUUAUGUUUGCCAAUGGUAAUUGGAAAAGAAUAUUAUAACGUGUACGACGACGUACUGCAGCAAAUUUAUUGUUGCAACGGAAGAAAAUGAUAUUUACGGAUGAGAACGACAAUGAGAUGCAAAAUUGUUCUGGGCAUUCGUUGAGGCUGAGAAGAUUCAAAAUGGAUGGAAAGAACUGAGGAACGGAUGAUUAGAG
Molecule: messenger RNA, 4940 nt
Organism: Amoebophrya sp. A120
Lineage: Eukaryota; Dinophyceae; Syndiniales; Amoebophryaceae
Source: the annotation of a GenBank genome assembly